UAAGGGCAACGGUAAAAUUUUCUAUUGCUAUCGUUGAUUUUCAUAAUUUUCUAGGACGCAUUGGAAAUCUUUAUCCUUACAUUAAUAAAUAAUGCCACUGGGAGCUACUCUAACAUACUCCCUCAUCACGAUUACUUUCUUGCUCCUGAGUACAGUCUCGGUGUUCUUUGGACAUGCUGCUGCCAGAUUUGGCGAGAAUUCGAGCUCUGGCUCAAGGGGCGCUCACAAUUUAACACCGGAUAAAUUGGAGAAAUUAAUUGGUGGAGAAAGACCUGCCUUACUUAUAGUCUACUCAUCGUCGUGUCUCAACUGCACGCGCCUGUCUAAACCCCUAAUUGAAAUCGCAGACGAGCUUUAUAGAAACGAAACCGUCUCGGAAAAGCUAAACAUUGGGGAUUCUGACGCCUCGAAGUAUCCCAAAUUGGGAGAGCGAUUUAAUAUAGCACAGUAUCCAAGUCUCCUUUAUUUUCCUCCUAAUAAAAAUAAUCCGUCAAAACGCAUUAAUUCCAAGAGUUUCAAUGAAUGUAUAACCUUUAUCGAACUCAUCCUAGACUACAUCAUCUCUAAAAACCAACCCGUUCCAUCAUCUGCACCAAGUCCAGUACCUCAUCCAAAGGUACCUGAAUCAAGACCUUAUCCAAGGGUACCUGAAUCAAGACCUUAUCCAAAGGUACCUGAAUCAAGACCUUAUCCAAGGGUACCUGAGUCAAGACCUUAUCCAAGGGUACCUGAGACAAGCCCUCAUCCAAAGGUACCUGAAUCAAGACCUUAUCCAAGGGUACCUGAAUCAAGACCUUAUCCAAAGGUACCUGAGACAAGCCCUCAUCCAAAGGUACCUGUUCCAACGCCUGAUCCAGGUUAUAAAUCGAUGGGUGUCAAGAAUUUGGACUCGACUAGCGUCAACGAGCUUACCAAGCCUGGCCGGCAAAACCCCGUUUUAAUAAUGUUUUAUGCAACCUGGUGCCCUUACAGCCAGGCGAUGUUGCCCGUCUUUGAUAAGCUACCUGAAGAAUAUAGGGACGACCCUAAUAUUGUCUUUGGCAAAGUAGACAACGAUAAGUGGAUUCAAUGGGGUUAUAUGAAAUCUCUUGGUGGAGGAGGGGUCCCAACUAUUUUUUAUUUCCCUAAAGGGCAGGGGAAUCAGGUAAAGUACCAUGGUGGACCUCAUCUGAACAUACUUCUAGAGUUCCUUAGAAGUCAUAAUCAUGUGUAGCAGCGCGUACACACCUACCACACGAGGUCCUACGAUGUUUUAUCAGCGCAGUUACUACGAAAAUGGAUGAGUUUAAUCUACGUGGAGUCAGAAUUACCUUGCGCCUGUGCGAGGAGAAAAAGUAAAGGAGCGUUUACGGCUACCCCGAGUAUGCGCAAUCAAAAUUCAUUGUCUUUAUAAAAGGUAUCGUAUUUUUAGGUUUACAAUAAUACUUCCCCCCUCACCCAAGUACUUUCUAUAGAUGUCUAUGGAUGUCAUUACAUUAAUUUUCAAAUUCUCUUUUCUUAAAUACCGUAAAGAAAUGUAAGGUAGAGUGAAGAUGUGUAAAUCAAAAGGAUGAAAUCCCUUUAAAAAAACAUCAUAGUCUCAAUAUGUAUUCGAAAGACGAAGCCUUUUUCUGUCUAACUAUUUUUUAACUAAGGUAUCCAUCCCAAACAUGUAAAUUUUAUUCUUAUGUCAACGUGAAAUAAUUUUAUUUAUUGCGAUUCGAAGA
Phytomonas sp. Hart1 is the source of this 1706-nucleotide messenger RNA. The record is from the annotation of a GenBank genome assembly. NCBI's taxonomy places the organism in Eukaryota, Euglenozoa, Kinetoplastea, Trypanosomatida, Trypanosomatidae.